AUGGCUGAUUUGCGACAGCUCGCCCUAGAAUACGUCCUUGGCGACGAUGAAGCCAAGCUGACGAUCAUCGCCAAGGACACUGCGAGAGAACUCGAAUCGGCCCCUGCCAACACCAAUCCCGUCGCGCGAUGGGUCGAGGCUGUUCAGCCAUGGAUGCCUAACCGAGACGGCGACGACGAGACUCACGGUGCACCCGACUGGACCGCCCGCGCCAAAGCCCUCGAGUUUCUCUCACGAACGCUGGAGUACCUCGGAAAUGAUGUCCUGAAGCCCAGUCAAACCAAAUUGCUCGUCGCAUUCUUCGGCGCCAUGUUUGACGUCGACCACAAAGCAGGCAUCCUUGCCUCGGCAAGCGCUCUGCGAAAAAUCACAGAGAUGAAGGCAUUCCAACCGUCGAGUGCGAUCGAUAUCUUCGAAAAGCUGUGCUGCUUAAAAGACGAUUUUCCACGACAACUUUCCACGACACGACUCGCCGUAUACAAGCUCAUUCAAUCGCUGCUAACGUCUGAGCCGGUUGAGAAAGACAUUAAGGGCAAGCAAGGACCCAAUUACCAGUUCUUGCUUGAUUUAUUGCAACUUUGCCGAAGCGAAAGAGACCCGGACUGUCUUAUGGUUUGGUUUGCCAUUCUCACGACCAUCAUGACGAAAUACGCACCGAGCCAAGAGACGUUGGACGAAGUCUACGGAACAUUUAAAGCAUAUUAUCCCAUUACUCUACCCAGAACGGCUCAGAGCAAAGUCACUCCCGACGAUCUCAAGUCACAACUCCGCGCCUGUUUCUCUUGCAACUCUAGUUUGGCUAAGCAUACGUUUCCUUUCUUGGUCGGCAAACUGGAUCAGGGCGAUGGAGUUACCGUCAAUGUGAAGAUUGACGUCUUGCGAACGAUCAAGGCUUGUAUAGAGGAAUACGACAAACCCGACGAAACAGUUAUCCCCUAUGCAGACAGGAUAUGGGGCAGUCUCAAGUACGAAGUGCGCAAUGGAGAGAUUGAGGAUGUCAUUUGGGCUACCCUUGAGGUUCUCAAGACACUGACAACCCGUCUCAAGGAGAAUGAUCUGCGCGACUAUAUUCUUAACGUUACUAGAGACUGUGUUGGCGAUUUAUCUAGCGCCAUGUAUGCUGGUGCUGCGGGCCGUUUGCUCGUCAGUGUGUUGAGCGCUAGCCCGGUGGCAUUUGUCCAAAUGGCUGCGCCAACAGUUACCCAUAUCAAAGAGAGCCUGCGCCAUCCCAAGUCUAUAACCCACUCACAAGAUUUAUACAAGAUUAUUCGAGUCGUCCUGCAGACGAGAAUUUUGCUAAUGGAACUGCAUACCGAUACUGCCACACAGAAGGACUUUGCUGCCGUCGACUCAGUCUUCAAGUCUCUCUACCAUGAUAUCUUCAGCUCAGCUCUUGCAAGAGGCAGCAAAGAUGGACCAUCUGAGGAAGAUAUCAAAGUCGCAACUGCAGCAGUGCAUGGUGCUGGUGCCUUGGUCUGUCAAAGAGCUGCCAUUGCUCCCGGCGAGGAGACCAACGAUCCUCUAUCGCUGCUCCCUGAGAAAACGUGCUCUGAGAUUUGUGAGGCAUUAUUUCAAAUCCCUCUCCAUCACUACACUACUCACUCCAGCGAGGCUGGUGUGGAUGAGCUCAUCAACGAGACUACCGAGGCUCUGCAAAAGGCAGUUGUUGCUCACCCAGCAGCCUUUGCCACAACUGUCAGCAAGUUCCAAUCACUACUGAAGUCUACACAAGGAAGCAGCACAGAAACAACUGUUGAUCUCAUUGAAGGUCUUGGUCCGCUAUUGGCCUACGUUGGCUGCUCUGAACUGCCAAAGAACGUUGGAUACGGCGUUUUCCAAUUCUUAAGUCUGUCAGGUCUGUUUACACGAGAGCUCUCUCAAAGCGUAGCCGCUGGCACGAGCCCCAAGAUCUGGUGCGCAUUGAUGGCUGGCCUGGAGAACACUAUUAAGUACUACGGUGACGCUCUUACCAAGACGGAUGUCGACCGCGAGGCUGCUUUCAAUGGACAAGAAUCAAACACCUUUGAUGCGGACGCUAUUUCUAGCAAGAUUACUAGUAGCUACGGCUCAUUACUUGGACUUGGCGCUUCAGGCUCUGUUGAAUAUGGGGAUUUGAAGUCUACGCUCCCAAUUACUUCCGCUGGUGCUCACCAGACCUAUAUCGAGGUCGGCUACGCUUUGCUGAAGCAUUUCUUUAGCAGUGUAACAACCGGAACACAGACAUUAACUCUCAGUGCCGAGUUCAACGGUAAAGAUACCGCCUCUGAACAGCAGUACCUCCACAUGCUCGGUGACUUGGCUAGCUCGUUUAUCCACGAGCUAAGCGAGGUGCAGCAAGUCGACUUGAAGAUUCAUGAGCGAUCGCUUGAUCUGUUCCAGACCACUGUUAAGCUUCCAGUUGGUGAUGCCAUGGCUGUGGAUGAGACCUGGGAGUGGCUGGUCAACACACCUGUCAAUGCUCUGUUCUACGGCAUGAUUGAAUCAACUCGUCCAGAAGUGAUUACCAAAAUUUUCCAAAUGGGCGUUGGCCAGAAGCUUAUCCAGGCUGGCGUCUCCCCAUCCUCGUCUUUUGCAAAUGCCACCACCUCUAGCAUCUCCAAAUCCGUCCUAAGCAUUCUUGCCAACAAGCAUAAGUUAGACGGCGAGGAUGACCUACUCACCUCUAUUGAAUCAAUAGUCACCACGGGACUCACACAAACUACUACCCAUGCUUCAGAAAGAAUCGUUUCGUCCCUUGCCGUUGCCGCAGGUUUCCUGCGUCGUUACACUGGUGCUAAGACGAAACCGCUUGUCGCAGCCAUUCGCGAGGUCCCUAAGAAUGCUGAGCUUGGCUUCAGCCUCGCUCGAAGGUUGGAGAUCAUUGUUGCGCCACAGAGAUUCCUAUCGAAGGACAAUUAUGCUACUGUAAGACCACUGUGGCUGCAGAAGCUGUACUUUGAUCUCGUCAAGCCGCUCCUUGUCGGCGCCACAGACCGAGAAGCAACACCUCUCUCUCGAGCUAGCUGCGGCAUCGCUGUGCUUGUAACUAUGAAGCAUAUUCCCUUUUCCAUCUAUGAGGAAGAUAUCGAUCAGAUUCUUCGCGUGGCCAUUUCCACGUCCCAGACUCUCGGCACUGGGCCAGACACCCUCGCCGCCCUUACUGUCAUCAAGAGCAUCUUGGCCGAAUCUCCCGACAAAGUGCAAGAUCAUAUCCGCAGCUUAAUCACCAUUUGCACCUCUUCUUUCAGCACCACUGCCACCCAUACAUCCCCAGAGUGGCUUCCUGCCACCGCUCAGUCUGCUCGCGCCAGCCCUGCCGUUGUAGCGCAGUCUGGCAAGCUCGCCCUGGAGAUUCUCGCCGGUCUGCCCCGUCUCUUUGAAUCCCGCCAUCUUCUCUCAUAUGUCGGCGAUGUUGAUCGCCAGCUGUCAAUUGCUUGCGGUCACCGCGUCCGUGAGGUUCGCAUGUCUGCUAGAACCGCGCGCACCGCGUGGUCUGAGGUUAACUGA
Molecule: messenger RNA, 3486 nt
Organism: [Torrubiella] hemipterigena
Lineage: Eukaryota; Fungi; Ascomycota; Sordariomycetes; Hypocreales; Clavicipitaceae
Source: the annotation of a GenBank genome assembly